AAGGCGGAGAUGCGGCACACUUGCCGCGGCACCAUCAACUUGGCCACGGCCAACAUCACCGUGGAGGAUUCCUGCAACUUCAUCAUCUCCAACGGCGGGGCCCAGACCUACCACCUGAAGGCCAGCUCGGAGGUGGAACGGCAGCGCUGGGUCACCGCCCUGGAGCUGGCCAAGGCCAAAGCUGUCAAGAUGCUGGAGGAAUCAGAUGACUCCGGCGACGAGUCGGUGUCACAGACCGACAAGACGGAACUUCAGACCACGUUGCGCACCCUCUCCAGCAAAGUGGAGGAUCUGAGCACCUGCAACGACCUGAUCGCCAAGCACGGCACGGCCCUGCAGCGCUCCCUCAGCGAGCUGGAGAACCUCCGGCUGCCGGCUGAGAGCACCGAGAAGAUCAAGCAGGUGAACGAGCGAGCCACCCUCUUCCGCAUCACCUCCAACGCCAUGAUCAACGCCUGUCGGGAUUUUCUGAUGCUGGCCCAGACCCACAGCAAGAAGUGGCAGAAAUCGUUGCAGCACGAACGGGAUCAGCGCAUCCGACUGGAGGAGACGCUGGAGCAGUUGGCCAAGCAGCACAACCACCUGGAGAGGGCCUUUCGUGGUGCCACCGUCCUGCCCGCCAGCGCGCCCGGCACCGGCGGCUCUGCCAAAGAUCCGUGCUGCCCUGCGAAAGGAGAUUUGAGCGACGAGGACGAUGACAAUGAGUUCUUCGACGCCCCGGAAAUCAUCCCCAUGCCGGAGACCAUGGGCCACAAGCGCACGGGCAGCAACAUCAGCGGCACCAGCAGCGACAUCAGCCCGGACGGGCAGUACAAGCACCAGGUAGAGGACACCAAGAAGGAGAAGAGAACCCGCAUCCCCUACAAACCCAACUACAGCCUCAACCUCUGGAGCAUCAUGAAGAACUGCAUCGGGAAGGAGUUGUCCAAGAUCCCCAUGCCGGUGAACUUCAACGAGCCCCUGUCCAUGCUGCAGCGUCUGACCGAGGACCUGGAGUACCACGAACUGCUCGACCGGGCGGCCAAAUGCGAGAGUUCGCUGGAGCAGUUGUGCUACGUGGCCGCCUUCACCGUUUCCUCCUACUCCACCACCGUCUUCCGCACCAGCAAACCCUUCAACCCCCUCCUGGGGGAGACCUUUGAGCUGGAUCGCCUGGAGGAGAACGGCUACCCUGCGAGCAGGUACCGCCAAGCAAGCCACCACCCCCCAGCCGCUGCCCACCACGCCGACUCCAAGCACGGCUGGACGCUUCACCAGGAAAUCAAAAUCACCAGCAAGUUUCGGGGCAAAUACCUCUCCAUCAUGCCUCUGGGUACCAUCCACUGCGUCUUCCAUUCUUCCGGCAACCACUACACGUGGAAAAAAGUCACCACCACCGUGCACAACAUCAUCGUGGGCAAGCUCUGGAUAGACCAGUCGGGUGAAAUCGAGAUCGUCAACCACAAGACAGGCGACAAGUGCAACCUCAAGUUCGUUCCUUACAGCUACUUCUCACGGGACGUGGCGAGGAAGGUCACUGGAGAGGUGACAGACCCCACGGGGAAGGUGCAUUUUGUCCUGCUGGGAACCUGGGAUGAGAAGAUGGACUGUUACAAGGUGACGCAGGGUGCUGGGGACAACGGAGCGGAGGGACGGCAGAAAGCCCACGAGGCCGAGGACAGCCGGGUGCUGCUGUGGAAGAGGAACCCUCUCCCGAAGUACGCGGAGAACAUGUACUACUUUUCGGAGUUGGCGUUGACGCUCAACGCCCCGGAGAGCGGCACGGCACCCACGGACAGCCGCCGGCGCCCCGACCAACGCCUGAUGGAGAACGGCCGCUGGGACGAGGCCAACGCUGAAAAGCAACGG
This is a messenger RNA of Charadrius vociferus (killdeer), 1848 nucleotides long. It is a transcript of the gene OSBP, whose product is annotated as oxysterol binding protein. NCBI's taxonomy places the organism in Eukaryota, Metazoa, Chordata, Aves, Charadriiformes, Charadriidae. The transcript is spliced from 12 exons. Gene Ontology annotation, molecular function: sterol binding. Gene Ontology annotation, cellular component: cytosol; membrane; intracellular membrane-bounded organelle. The annotation marks the transcript as partial. The record is from RefSeq and is a predicted model, not a curated record.